This is a messenger RNA of Sus scrofa (pig), 3880 nucleotides long. It is a transcript of the gene DPP6, whose product is annotated as dipeptidyl peptidase like 6. Gene Ontology annotation, molecular function: serine-type peptidase activity; potassium channel regulator activity. The record is from RefSeq and is a predicted model, not a curated record. Gene Ontology annotation, biological process: proteolysis; regulation of potassium ion transmembrane transport. Lineage: Eukaryota; Metazoa; Chordata; Mammalia; Artiodactyla; Suidae. Gene Ontology annotation, cellular component: voltage-gated potassium channel complex; plasma membrane.
GAGCGCGGAGAUUCGCUCCGGAUGCUCGCCCGUCUCUAGGUGGUGCCAAAUUCCAGGGCCUAGGCAUUUUCCCUCCCUUUACGUUGUUUUGGUGGUUGUGUUUGCCCUUCGUUCGGUGGCUGUGAUUAGGCCGUGCGUGGCCGCGGCGAGGAGUUGCAAAGCAGAACAGAAAAGAGGGAGCGAACACACCCCCAGACCCCGGCCUCGCCGAGCCGCCGGGGGAGGGGGCGGAGGAGGCUGAGCCCGGCCGUCGCCCAGCGGCGACUUGAGAGUGGCGCGCGGGAGGAGCGGCUGCGCUGCCGCGGUCCUUUCUUCUCCCUCUUCUCCGUCUUCGUCCCCGGGUCCCCCGCCGCGGGUGGGGAGCGGGACCCCGAGAGGGAAAAGCCGAGAGAAAAACGCCCGGGAGAAGGCCGGCGCGAGCGCGCGCGGAGACCGAUGGCUUCGCUGUACCAGAGGUUCACCGGCAAGAUCAACACCUCGCGGUCCUUCCCGGCGCCCCCGGAGGCGAGUCGCCUCCUGGGCGGCCAGGGGCCCGAGGAAGACGGCGCGGGACCCAAGCCCCUCGGAGCCCAGGCGCCCGCGGCGGGGCCCCGGGAGCGCGGCGGCGGCGGCGGCGGCGCGGGUGGCCGGCCCCGGUUCCAGUACCAGGCGCGGAGCGACUGUGACGACGAGGACGAGCUGGUGGGGAGUAAUCCUCCACAAAGAAACUGGAAAGGCAUAGCCAUUGCUCUGCUUGUCAUUCUGGUCAUCUGCUCCCUGAUUGUCACCUCGGUGAUACUGCUGACACCAGCGGAAGAUAACAGUCUGUCUCAGAAGAAGAAGGUCACUGUGGAAGACCUGUUCAGUGAAGACUUCAAAAUUCACGACCCCGAGGCUAAGUGGAUAAGCGAUAAAGAAUUCAUCUACAGAGAGCAGAAAGGAAGUGUGAUCCUGCGAAAUGUUGAAACAAAUACUUCUACGGUGCUCAUAGAAGGCAAAAAAAUUGAAUCGCUAAGAGCCAUCAGAUAUGAAAUAUCUCCGGAUAGAGAAUAUGCUCUUUUUUCCUACAACGUGGAACCAAUAUAUCAACACUCCUACACUGGAUAUUAUGUCCUGAGCAAAAUUCCUCAUGGGGAUCCUCAGAGUCUGGACCCACCGGAAGUCAGCAACGCAGAGCUGCAGUACGCGGGGUGGGGCCCUAAGGGACAACAGCUGAUAUUCAUCUUUGAAAACAACAUCUACUACUGUGCGCAUGUGGGGAAGCAGGCCAUCCGUGUGGUCUCAACUGGGAAGGAAGGUGUGAUUUACAACGGCCUCAGUGACUGGCUCUACGAAGAGGAGAUCUUGAAGUCCUAUGUCGCCCACUGGUGGUCGCCUGACGGCACUCGGCUCGCCUACGCCACCAUCAACGACUCCCGCGUGCCGGUCAUGGAGCUCCCCACCUACACCGGCUCCAUCUACCCUGCGGUGAAGCCCUACCACUACCCCAAGGCUGGAUGUGAAAACCCCAGCAUCUCCCUGCACGUCAUCGGCCUAAAUGGACCCACGCACGACCUGGAAAUGAUGCCGCCGGUGGACCCGCGAAUGAGGGAAUACUACAUCACCAUGGUGAAGUGGGCCACCAGCACCAAGGUCGCCGUGAACUGGCUGAGCCGGGCGCAGAACGUGUCCAUCCUGACCCUCUGCGACGCCACCACCGGCGUCUGCACCAAGAAACACGAGGACGAGAGUGAAGCCUGGCUCCACAGGCAGAAUGAAGAGCCGCUGUUCUCCAAGGACGGCCGGACGUUCUUCUUCGUCCGAGCCAUCCCCCAGGGGGGACAAGGCAAGUUCUACCACAUCACCGUGUCCUCGUCCCAGCCCAACAGCAGCAACGACAACAUACAGUCCAUCACGUCCGGGGACUGGGACGUGACCACAAUCCUGGCCUAUGACGAGAAGCGCAGUAAGAUCUACUUCCUGAGCACGGAGGACAUGCCCAGGAGACGCCAGCUCUACAGCGCCAGCACGGUGGGCAACUUCAACCGCCAGUGCCUCUCCUGCGACCUGGUGGAGAACUGCUCCUACUUCAGCGCUUCCUUCAGCCCCGGCGCCGACUUCUUCCUGCUCAAGUGUGAAGGUCCUGGGGUCCCCACGGUGACUGUGCACAACACGACCGAUAGGAAAAAAAUGUUUGACCUGGAGACAAACGAGCACGUACAGAAGGCCGUAAACGACCGACAGAUGCCCAAAGUGGAGUACAGGAAAAUCGAGAUUGACGAUUACCACUUGCCCGUUCAGAUCCUCAAGCCUGCAACCUUCACCGACACUGCCCACUACCCCCUGCUCCUGGUGGUGGACGGCACCCCGGGGAGCCAGAGCGUGGCUGAGAAGUUCGAGGUGACCUGGGAGACGGUAAUGGUGAGCAGCCACGGAGCCGUGGUGGUGAAGUGUGACGGCCGGGGUAGUGGCUUCCAAGGGACCAAGCUCCUGCAUGUCAGACGGAAGCUGGGCUUGCUGGAGGAGAAGGACCAGGUGGAGGCUGUGCGGAUGAUGCUCAAAGAGCAGUACAUCGAUAAAACCCGGGUGGCCGUGUUUGGGAAGGAUUACGGCGGCUACCUGAGCACCUACAUCCUCCCGGCCAAGGGCGAGAACCAAGGCCAGAUCUUCAGCUGCGGCUGCGCCCUCUCCCCAAUAACAGACUUCAAGCUCUACGCGUCUGCAUUUUCCGAGAGGUACCUGGGCCUCCACGGACUUGACAACAGAGCGUACGAGAUGGCCAGGGUGGCACCCCGGGUGUCGGCGCUGGAAGGGCAGCAGCUCCUGAUUAUCCACGCGACCGCCGACGAAAAGAUCCAUUUCCAGCACACAGCAGAACUCAUCACACAGCUCAUCAAGGGAAAGGCUAAUUACAGCUUACAGAUAUACCCCGACGAAAGCCAUUACUUCAACAGCGCCUCCCUCCAGCACCACCUCUACCGGUCUCUCACCAACUUCUUCGUGGAGUGUUUCAGGAUCCAGGACAAGCUCCCCACGGUCACGGCCAAAGAGGACGAGGAGGAGGACUGACCACCCCGGCCCAAGCCCAGCCUGGCUCUUCCUGGAACAGCGGACCCCGGCCUGGAGCCCCCCCCCCUCCCCGACCCCUGCAGACACCUGGGGCGGGGGCAGGAAGCGUCACCUUCAUAGCAUGUGUGUCUUGGGUCCUGCGGGCAGUUUUGCUUCAGAAACCAGCUCCGUCGUCCUGGGUGGAGGUGCACUGCCACGCACCGGGGCCUCCCCGGAGCCUGGAACCCUCGCCUCCUCCCGCCCCAGGGGGACUGUGCCUCCCACGACCCCUGCCCAAGGAAGAAAGCAAAGGACGGACAGCGGUGGAGAAGCUGGCCCUGGGGUCGGAGCCUGCGAACGGCAGCAUGGAGACCCAGCCUGGCUCGGUCCCCGCCCACACGAGAGCAUAUCCCAUCCGCCCGACGUCACCGCCAUGGAACAACUAGAGCACAAUUAUUUUAACAGUACUUGUUCAUAGGUUGGCUUGCUCUUUCUGUAAUUAGGAGAUUCGGCAUUUUCAGGGGCUGUACCACGUGCUGCUGUCGCUAUGCUAAUGGUUAACCUUAUGGAAUUAAUUCGUAUUUUUCUAUGGUUUCUACCUGACACUGUCUCUGGUCAUGGGGUUGUUUUGCUGUGCUUUGUUUUUUUUUGUUUGUUUGUUUUUCUGUUUUUUGCUUUGUUUUGCUUUGUUUUGUUCAGUCCGUCUGUAGGCUUUGCAUUGGUUUGGAUAAAGAAACAGAUCAGAAGUCACUAACUGCUCUCUCCCCAAGGGCAUCUUUAGACUUUGUGGAGACAUUUCAAAACACCGAGGGGGGGAAAAACAUCCAGUACUAUUCACUAAAACAUUCAUAAAUAAAACCUCUCUCCCACCAGG